UGUAUCCCUCCCCUGUAGGCAUUCAGCUGCUCCAGCUGUUGAUCUCCACACUCACUCUCUCAGGGCCAUAGAGGCAGGAGCAGACAGGACAGUUCUCCACACAGACGACUCUCAAGGGACCACCACAGGACAGGAGAGGACUUGCGGGAGGGACAGACAACUGGACACUGAGAUAUAACUGAACUGUCCUGAGCACCAACCCGACACCUUCACCAGAGGCAUUGUGACCUGUCUCAACAAACCAACCAACCGUGUCCAAGUGUGUCUGUGUUUGUGUGUGUUUGUUUACAUGUGCCAUUGUGUCUCAUAUCCAACCAGUUAAUACGUGAGCAUGCGGGGUAUCUGUGUUCCAGUCUUGUGUGUGUGUGUGUGUGUGUCUGUGCUCCUUCACAGCGCUAUUUCACAGCCAUCUACAGAAAGUGACACGUACACGGAAUGCACAGAUGGGUAUCAAUGGGAUCCUCACACCCUGCACUGCAAAGACAUAAAUGAGUGUGAGACCAUAACGGAGGCCUGCAAGGGGGAGAUGAAGUGCUUCAACCACUACGGGGGGUACCUGUGCCUCCCCCGCUCCGCCUCUGUCAUCCCAGCCCCGGAGGCCUCCAGCCAGGCAGGGCCCAACCUGGAGGGCCCAGUCAGCGAGCCCUUUAACCCCUGCCCCCUGGGCUAUGAGCCCCAGGGAGACAGCUGUGUCGAUGUAGACGAGUGUGAGCGUGAUGAGCACGACUGCCAGCCCAGCCAGCAGUGCAUCAACACUCCAGGGGCUUUCACCUGCCAAUGUCCGGAUGGGUACCGCAAGGUUGGCACCGAGUGCAUUGAUAUUGAUGAGUGCAGGUACAGGUACUGUCAGCACCGCUGUGUCAAUGUCCCUGGGUCCUUCUCCUGUCAGUGUGAGCCAGGCUUCCAGCUGGCCGGGAACAACCGCUCCUGCAUAGACGUAAACGAAUGUGACAUGGGCGCCCCCUGCCAGCAGAGGUGUUACAACACUUAUGGCACCUUCCUUUGUCGUUGUGACCAGGGCUAUGAGCUGGGGCCUGAUGGCUUUGCCUGCAACGACAUAGAUGAGUGCAGCUACUCCAGCUACCUCUGCCAGUUCCAGUGUGUAAACGAGCCAGGGAAGUUCUCCUGUGUGUGCCCAGAAGGAUACCAGCUGCUGGGCACUCGGCUGUGCCAGGACAUAAAUGAGUGUGAGACGGGUGUACACCAAUGUACGGACACACAGACCUGUGUAAACAUCCACGGAGCUUAUCAGUGUGUGGACACAAACCGCUGCCAGGACCCAUACGUGCAAGUGUCUGACAACCGCUGUGUGUGUCCUGUGACCAAGCCUGCCUGCCGAGACAUGCCCUUCUCCAUCGUCCACCGCUACAUGAGCAUCACCUCGGAGCGCUCCGUCCCCUCUGACAUCUUCCAGAUCCAGGCCACCAGCGUCUACCCCGGGGCCUACAACACCUUCCGCAUCCGCUCCGGGGACGACAACGGGGACUUCUACAUAAGGCAAAUCAACAACAUCAGCGCCAUGUUGGUUCUGGCUCAUGCUGUGACUGGACCCAGAGAGUACACACUGGACCUGGAGAUGGUGUCGGUUAAUCCCCUGCUCAGCUACCAGACCAGCUCCGCCCUGCGGCUCUCCAUCUAUGUAGGGCCUCAUGCCUUCUAGAGGGGAGGAGAGUCAGUGACAGAGAGAGAGAGAGAGAGAGAGAGAGAGAGAGAGAGAGAGAGAGAGAGAGAGAGAGAGAGAGAGAGAGAGAGAGAGAGAGAGAGAGAGAGAGAGAGAGAGAGAGAGAGAGAGAGAGAGAGAGAGAGAGAGAGAGAGAGAGAGAGAGAGAGAGAGAGAGAGAGAGAGAGAGAGAGAGAGAGAGAGAGAGAGAGAGAGAGAGAGAGAGAGAGAGAGAGAAAAAGAGACAAGAGAUGAAAGAGUACAUGGAAUCGUAUAGAAUUGAAGGUGUGACAGCCCACUCAGUUUACUAAAGGAAGACCUGUCACUGUUCAAAUAUGGCCCACUUUUGUAUGUCUUUGCUGUUCUGUGAUCUGCAAAGUACAUCCCACACCCUUUGUCAAACCACACCCGUAGAGGAGAGUAAUAGCAGAUAAAAACAAACAGGAUUUUGUAUGACUAAAAUAUGUGUUUGGGAUCGAGUCCAGCACUGCGUAUUUAGAUCAUCAGCAUACAUAUUGUUUCAGUUCCCAGCCUCUCACCCUCCCACUCCUCUAUGCCUGUUUUUCAAUGUGUCUCAUUCCACAGAACACCUGUCACAGCACAUCGCCCUAUGGUGAAUGUGAACGAGAGCAAUAUGCAAUGCAUAAUUCAUUAUUUUUUUUAUGUGAGCAGGGAGAUAAAGUUCCAUCCAAAAUGUGUUAAGUCGAUGUCUCCGCUCGAGUGAAAGACUCCAUUCUAUCAUCACCAGCAUCUCUCAUCAUCCAUUAUCCAUUAUCCAUUAUCAUCAUUAUCUGCCAUUCCCAUUUCCAGUCUGUCUAGUUUUGCAUCAAACAGUCACUCCAUCUUUCAUCUUCAUGCUCUAUCCUUCCCUCUGUAGCAGGUUUCACUGUCCUCAUCCAUGACUCAAUAACCACUGAGCUCAGCCCUCCUCCUCCAGCCCGCCCCAGGCCCCUCUCCUGAAUCUGACCCAAAACUCUAACUCUCAAUCAUUACCAUGUGUAGUUUUGUCCCAUUACUGAUUAUUAGGUUGUAUUUUGAGGGGGGAUACAGGAAGUGAUACGAAAUAAAACAAAACAUUUGGACA
This is a messenger RNA of Osmerus eperlanus (European smelt), 2744 nucleotides long. RefSeq names its product EGF containing fibulin extracellular matrix protein 2a (gene efemp2a). Bases 332 to 1660 code for a protein of 442 amino acids. The record is from RefSeq and is a predicted model, not a curated record. The transcript is spliced from 11 exons. Gene Ontology annotation, molecular function: calcium ion binding. Lineage: Eukaryota; Metazoa; Chordata; Actinopteri; Osmeriformes; Osmeridae.